Schizophyllum commune H4-8 is the source of this 1341-nucleotide messenger RNA. Its product is annotated as PAP2-domain-containing protein. Gene Ontology annotation, molecular function: phosphatidate phosphatase activity. Gene Ontology annotation, biological process: phospholipid metabolic process. The coding region runs from base 34 to 903 and encodes 289 amino acids. The record is from RefSeq and is a predicted model, not a curated record. NCBI's taxonomy places the organism in Eukaryota, Fungi, Basidiomycota, Agaricomycetes, Agaricales, Schizophyllaceae. The transcript is spliced from 8 exons.
CUCACGUGUGCGUCAUAGGACGCUGCUCGCGACAUGGAUCGCGCCCUAGUGCUGCAAAGACUCCGCGAAACCUUUGGGGAGGAUAGCUUUGACUGGUUCGACAAAGCCUACCUGAUGGACUGGAUUGUGGUGGGCUGCCUUUGGGUAGCUUCCUAUGUUAUCGACCUCUUUCCUGUCUAUCACCGGGAGUUCUCUCCCGAUGAUUCCCUGAUAUCUCAUGACCAUCACCAUAACCAAGUACCAAGCUGGUUAAAUCACGUUGUAGCCUUCGCUGUACCCGCUGCCCUAAUGGCGCUUGUCGGCUUGAAGAGGAGGUCACUCAUGGACAUACAUCACGGAGCAUUAGCGCUUGCAUCGUCCAGAGGAUGGACUGCUGUUAUUACUGAAUUCGUCAAGCACCUCGUCGGUCGCCUACGUCCCGACUUCCUGUAUCGCUGUAAAUGGGACGCAGCCACCGCCGCUUGCACUGGCAAACUAUCCACUAUCGAAGAAGGUCGAAAAUCAUUCCCUUCCGGACAUUCGUCGACGGCAUUCAGCGGAAUGAUGCUCCUCUCGCUCUGGAUAGCCGGCCAAACUGGCGCGUGGUCCUUUUCGAGCCCCGCACCAGUCAGCAUAGCGCCAAGCCGCAUGCUGCGCUUCCUCAUAGCGAUGCUACCCCUCGUCUGGGCAACCUGGGUCGCCAUUAGCCGGCUCGAAGACUACCGCCACCACAAAGAAGACGUCAUCGUUGGCUCGCUCCUCGGCGCCGGCUUCGCCACGAUUUCCUACCUCAUGUACUGGCCCUCCCCCCUCCUCGCGGAGGUCUCGCAUCUCCCGAGGGCUCUGUAUCGCGAUGACGGGCGGAGGGACAGGGAUCACUAUCGGUUGUACAGCGUGGAUGAGGGGGUUGAUAAUACGGUGUGAUGAGGGCGUAUAAGCACGGUGAAGGGAGAAUAUUGUUGACACGAUGUAAUACAUACACGGAGAGCAGGAUAAGUACGGAUGAAGGAGAUAGAUAUGAAAGUCGACCUGCACUGCGUGUAAGGGAGAACAGGUGCUACUAGCUACGUGCAAAUGAGGACAAGUACCACGCACAAUGGAGGAUAAGUACUAUGCACAAGGCAGAACAGGCUUUACAAGAAGUUUGAGUCCCCAAUAUUUGCUGGUAUGUAAGUACGUACGGUAUGCAUCGCGUGCAUGGAAUGUAUUGCGUUCACGCAGCUGCCGGCUGCCGUACAAACAUCCAUUUGUCGCCCACUUUCUGCAUCCUGCCCCCCGGUCCGCCACCUCCCGAUGUCGGCGAGGCGGCUGACGCCUCAGCCUGAGGUGGGCUGCUGUCCCCAUCGUCCCCGCCGAGCACGA